This is a messenger RNA of Eruca vesicaria subsp. sativa (arugula), 846 nucleotides long. Lineage: Eukaryota; Viridiplantae; Streptophyta; Magnoliopsida; Brassicales; Brassicaceae. The record is from the annotation of a GenBank genome assembly.
AUGGUGGACGAUCGGACGUAUCUGUCAUCACAAGAAGAUUCCUCUGAAUCUAAGCUCAAAAAUGGCAAAAGCACUUUGGAUGAUGAUGCUGCUGAUGACGAGGAGCUCAGACAAAGCAAAUCUCUCAAACUCACGAGAUUGUCAAUUCAAGAAAACGAUUCAGACCAACAACAAGAAAACGGCGAUGGUUAUUCACUAAUCAACGCCAUCGGCAGGGACCUCUCAAUAAGCUGUCUGCUCCGUUUCUCUCUGUCCGAUUACCGUUUAGUCGCUUCCCUAAACAAGAGUUUCCGGUCUCUGGUUAAGUCCGGAGACAUUUACGGACUCAGGAGACAGAACAUGAUCGUUGAGCAUUGGUUUUACUUCUCUUACCAGCUCUUGAAAUGGGUUGCUUUCGACCCUGUCGAAGUAAGAUGGAUGAACUUUCCGAACAUUCCUUCAGAUGAUCGUACCUUCAAGAGUGCGGACAAAGAAUCUCUCGCUGUCGGAACAGAUUUGCUUGUCUUAGGCAAAGGAGCGCCGCCUCUUGUUGCUGUUGUGAACAAUGAGCUGUAUGCUGCGGAUCAUGCUGGUAUGGUGGUGAGAAAGUAUGAUAAAGAGAGUAAGAAAUGGUUUACGUUAGGGAGGUUGCCUGAGAGAGCUGAUUCGGUUAAUGGUUGGGGUUUAGCGUUUAGAGCUUGCGGCGAGAGGUUGAUUGUGAUUGGUGGACCUAAUAAUUCAGGUGGAGGUUUUAUUGAGUUGAAUUCUUGGAUACCAAGUAAUGAUAGAAGCCCUCCUGUGUGGACACUACUGGGUAGGAAACAUUCAGCAAAUUUUGUUUUCAAUUGUGCGGUGAUGGGUUGCUGA